This is a messenger RNA of Cercospora beticola, 1866 nucleotides long. RefSeq names its product ARMH3 family protein. The record is from RefSeq and is a predicted model, not a curated record. NCBI's taxonomy places the organism in Eukaryota, Fungi, Ascomycota, Dothideomycetes, Mycosphaerellales, Mycosphaerellaceae. Gene Ontology annotation, cellular component: cytosol.
AUGGAACAGAGUCCACUCACGCAACAAUCAAGGCCCGAUGUCUUUGAGCCAAAAGUCGUCGGCCUGUACAGGCAUCUUUUUCUCGAAGCUGAAGAGGACGAUAAAGACGAUGCAUUCUGGACGACACUGUUCCUCCUAAAACCCGAUACCGAAAAGCUACGAGAGGUUCUUGAACAGAUCGAUGCGGAGUUCCUGUUACAUAUUCAGCAUCAACCUCAACAAUUGCUCCUUCAAGCCCUAGCUAGGGUCAAGGCUGCUCAGGCGCCUGCAGAUGAAAAUGCCUUGGAUACCCUCACAGUUUUCCUUGCCAUAGUGCUUUCCAAGAAGUUCACCAAUCCUAGCUCAGACGUGAUCGAUGUCUUGGCUGGGAUCGAUAACGUCGACCCAGUGUUCUUUAAUCUUGUUGCGACUCUUGAUCAUGCCAUCAAGGAUGGGAGAAGCACUGAGCUCCGGCAAAAAGCAGUCCGCAUGGCAAUCGCAGUUGUCGCUGGCGGCUACCAGACGGCGUUGGUAUCCUACUUUGUGCAAAAAGACUUCUUCCCAGCGCUGAUGAAGUUGCUGCACCAAUUGGACAACCCACUCCAGGCAGCAGAGCCUCUCUUACUGACGGGACUACUGGCAAACUACAACAAGUUUGAGUCAAACAACCAAUAUCGUGUCCGCUUCGCAGAUUUCGUCAAUGAGGAGACGAUGAUCAGAGUCAUACAGAGCAUAGCCUGGACUACUGCAGUACUUCGAGAACGAUACGUCGCCAUUCUGGAUGACACGCCAGUCGGCUGGAGCCUGGGGACUACAUUGUCCUAUGUCGGACUCGGUUCUUUGGCUGGUGCAAAGCCUGCUGGCACUGUGCUGACCGAAGACCAGCAAAAGGAAGCGUUUGCACAGCAGCCUGCCAAAGAAGCAGCGACGAUGCUGACUGUCUACGAUUUCGCGCUGGCUAACAAGCUCUUCUGCCAUCACUUCAUCACCACUCAACCCGAAGAUAAGAGCCAGGCAGCGCCGUUCGGCACGUUUCUGUCCCUCGUGUCCUACAUUCAGCAGCAUGCCUACAGAAGCGCUCGAGCUUCGCUCUAUGCAUAUCUGACGCUACUGAUUCUCUUGAACUUGGUCGAGGACACGACAUUGGCCAAGCUACUCUGUGACUCCACGGCACCCGUACGCAUGUGCAGACAGAAGCCGCCACAACUUCCUUUAGUGAAAGGCGAUCGACCAUACAUGGCUGUCAUUCUGGAUGUGAUCGUGGAGGGCAUCAAUCACAACCUCCGCAAGAAGCUCGACGUCGAGCUCUAUCGGAAAAGCUUCACCGUACUAUCCCGAGUACUCUCAUAUCUGGCCAAGUCUCGUACGAAACUCGUCUACCAUUGGUCUGAGCUCUGGAGAUCGCUUUUGUCUUUCGUACGCUUCUUAACAACAUACGCGGAGGACCUGCAGCGGCUCUCCAAUAUGUCCAAUCUGGCCAACAGCCUGACAGACCUGCUUACGACAGCAAUGUCGAACGGAGAGGCAUUCUUGCCAGACGCCGCCGCCUAUGACGAUCUCUUCUACAAGUUGGUAGAAUCUGGCGAAGCUUUGCAGAAGUUCCGCGACGCAUAUGGCUUGGCAAGAUCGGAUGAGAACAAACCUAUCAACACACUGAUAGGAGUGUCGAAACACUACCAGGAGCUGAUCGAGACGCAAAAGGGCAAGACUACCCUCCUAACGCCGAAAGAGGUGAACAAGGUGAUCAAGCAGGGGUACGACACUCUCGCGAUAGAAACAAAAGAAGGCCUUGACCAGUUUGAGAGGUAUCGGGAAGCGGAUCACAAAGUCGCUCUCAAGAAGAUUGCGAGGGUUGCCGUACUAGAUGCAGCUUCUUUGGUCUCAUAA